Molecule: messenger RNA, 3789 nt
Organism: Triticum urartu
Lineage: Eukaryota; Viridiplantae; Streptophyta; Magnoliopsida; Poales; Poaceae
Source: RefSeq, a predicted model, not a curated record
CACUGGCAACAACGGGAGACAGCAGCGCAGGCGCAGCAGCCAGCCAGCAGAGCGGAGGAGGGCUGCCGCGGAGAAAAGAAAUCGGGAAAUCCCCAUCCAGCUCCGCGGUGAGAGAGAUAGAGAGAGGCGCGGAGGCGAUGCUAGCUCCCGCGCUGAGCCCCCCCAAAAGAUUUGGCGACGCGUCGCCCACCCCAAACGGGAACCUCCCCCCCUCACUGAACCCCCCUGCAAUCCCCAAAUCCCCGAAAGCCCUAGGGCGUGCAGCGCUGGAGGAGCGGCACCCGAAACCCUACCCGCCGGCCAUGGUGAUCGCCGUGGAGGGGAGCUUCGUGCACCAGGACGAGGGGGAGGACGGGGACCACCCCAUGCGCUACCUCCCCCUCGGCCGCGUCUACUCCUCCACCGCCCCCUGCCCGCCCCCCAAGAAGCCCCGCAGCUCCGCCUCCGCCGCCGCGGGCGCCAAGCCGCCCGUGAUCGUCUACUACCGCCGUCGCCGCAAGAAGCCGCGGCUCGAGGAGCCACGACCGUCCUCGCCCGCCACAGCGCCGCGGCAGCCGGAGGAGGAGGAGGAGGCGCUGGGCAGGGGCUCGCGGCGGAAGCGCCCACUCAAGCACGAGCUGCUCAGCCUGGGUUCCGCCCCGCCUGCAUUGGGCGCGGAUAGAGACGGGGAGGAGCUGCUGGGGCGACGGCAGCCGAGGCGCAGAGGGGGAGUGCAGAAGGAGAGCACUUCGGCGCCCCGGAGGCGACGGCGCCGCAGCAGCCAGCUGGAGGCCGCCUCUCCAUCUGAGAAGAGAUGGGUAGAGUUGGAAAUUCAGGGUGCCGAUCCGCAGGCGUUUGUCGGUUUAGUGUGCAAGGUUUUCUGGCCCUUAGAUGAUGAUUGGUACAAGGGUUCCAUCACGGCCUACACGGAACUAACCAAGAAGCAUUCUGUGAAGUACGAUGACGGUGAAGCAGAAGACCUUACCCUAGCUAAUGAAAGGAUACAAUUUUCCAUUUCAUCCGAGGAAAUGAAGAGCCUGAACCUGAAAUUUGGAGCAUCUAACCUGGAUAAGAAGGGAUACGAUGAGCUGCUUGCACUUGCUGUCAGCUUUCAUGACUACCAAGGUCUUGAUCCAGAUGAUCUAGUGUGGGCUAAAAUAACAGGUCAUGCAAUGUGGCCAGCUGUUAUAGUGGACGAGUCAAAUGUUCAUGCUAGCCGGGCCCUGAAGCCAAUUCGGUUAGAUCAAUCAAUACUUGUUCAAUUCUUUGGCACCCAUGAUUUUGCAAGGAUUAAGUCGAAGCAGGCGGUGCCCUUUCUGAAUGGCCUUCUUUCUUCCUUGCAUCUCAAAUGCAAGCAAACACGCUUCUCCCGAGGCUUAGAAGAAGCCAAGGAGUUUCUCCUCACACAACAGCUUCCAGAAAAUAUGUUGCAACUUCGGAAAUCCAUUGAAAAUGAUGGUUCUGAUGUUAAUGGCCAAGAUGACGCGAUAGGCUCUUGUGAUAAUUUAUCAGAAGAAAGAGAAGAAGAAAAUGGAGAGGAUGCUGAAAUGACUCAAAUAGAACUAGGAAAUCUUCGCGUGAGCAACCUAGGCAGGAUAGUAUCUGAUUCAGACCAUUUCCAUAACAAAAUGCACAUAUGGCCUGAAGGGUAUACUGCUUUCAGGAAGUUCGCAUCAGUAAAAGAUCCACACCUAGUAACAUCUUACAAAAUGGAAGUACUGAGGAAUUCAGAUAUUAAAGCACGACCUUUGUUUAGGGUGAUCUCGGAAGAUGGAUUGCAGAUUGAUGGCUCUACGCCUAAUGCAUGCUGGAAGGAGAUAUACUGCAGGAUAAAAGAAAAACAGUGCAAUGUUACCUCGGAACUGGAAGGAAAUGUUUGUCAGAGAUCUGGUUCUGACAUGUUUGGCUUUUCAAACCCACAAAUUAGGCAGCUUAUUCAGGAGUUGCCAAAUGCAAGGUCGUGUUUGAAGUAUUUUGAAAAUGGUGGGGAUACCCUCCGUGGUUACAGAGCUGUUCAUGUUAAUUGGAAAGAUCUAGACUUUUGCAGUGUUUGUGAUAUGGAUGAGGAGUAUGAAGACAAUUUGUUCUUGCAAUGUGACAAGUGCCGUAUGAUGGUUCAUGCUCGGUGCUAUGGCGAACUAGAACCAUUGAAUGGAGUACUUUGGUUAUGCAACCUGUGCCGACCUGGGGCACCUCGCGUGUCCCCACGAUGCUGCCUAUGUCCUGUCACAGGGGGUGCAAUGAAACCUACAACAGAUGGCCGUUGGGCUCAUCUAGCAUGUGCAAUAUGGAUUCCUGAAACAUGCUUAAAAGAUGUAAAGAGAAUGGAACCCAUUGAUGGAUUGAGCAAAAUCAACAAGGACCGCUGGAAACUUCUAUGCAGCAUUUGUACAGUUGCUUAUGGAGCUUGCAUACAGUGCUCACAUCCUACUUGUCGAGUUGCAUAUCACCCGCUCUGUGCACGUGCUGCUGAUCUAUGUGUUGAGCUUGAAGAUGAUGACAAAAUCCAUCUCAUGUUACUUGAGGAGGAUGAGGACCCAUGUAUUCGUCUACUCUCGUAUUGCAAGAAGCACAGACAACCAUCUACUGAACGUCCAUCUCUUGAAAGUAAUCUUGGUAACCCUGCUCAGUUAGUUCAGACAGACGCGGCUUCAUCAUCUGGUUGUGCAAGGACUGAGCCCUAUAAUUUUCACCGGAGAAGAGGCCAACAACAACCUCAAGUUACAGCUACUGCUUCUGUAAAGCGUUUGUAUGUGGAGAACAUGCCUUAUAUUGUUAGUGGCUACUGCCAAAAUAAAGUAGGCUGUGAUACUAGCUGUGAACCAAUUCAAUCAGUCGCCUUGUUGGAUGCUGCAUCACAAGAAGCUUCUGUCAAUGUGUCUUCUAUGGCUGAAAAAUAUAAAAGCAUGAAGGCCACAUUCAGGAAGAGACUAGCUUUUGGAAAAUCAAGAAUUCAUGGGUUUGGUGUUUUUGCAAAGGUUGCACACAAGGCAGGAGACAUGAUGAUCGAAUACAUAGGGGAGCUUGUUAGGCCACCGAUAUCAGACCUUAGAGAGCGGCAUAUAUACAACUCUUUGGUGGGUGCUGGGACAUACAUGUUCAGGAUAGAUGAUGAGCGUGUUAUUGACGCUACACGAGCAGGAAGCAUAGCCCAUUUGAUCAAUCACUCAUGCGAGCCUAAUUGUUAUUCGCGUGUGAUAAGUGUUCUUGGGGAUGAGCAUAUCAUCAUUUUUGCAAAGCGGGAUAUAGACCCAUGGGAAGAGUUGACCUAUGAUUAUAGGUUUGUUUCGAAUGAACAACGGCUUCCUUGUUAUUGUGGAUUUCCAAAAUGCCGGGGAGUUGUUAAUGAUGUUGAAGCAGAGGUCCAAUCAACCAAAAUAAGAGUCACCAGAAGUGAAUUAUUUCAGCAAAAAGACUAAUGAGUGGGUAUCUGGAAAUGCCCAAGGCUUGGAUUUACUGAAUUGAGGAACUGCGGUGCUGCCAGUGCUUGCUGUGUUAUUCUCAAGUUGACCGGCUUUAUGAUUCUAGGAAUGCUAACGAUUCAUUCUCACAUUGUUUUAGAUGGAAUGCCAGUGUAGUGUAUAGAUACUCAGAAGUAGGUUGGCAAUCCAACAUGCAUGAUUGCCAACCAUAACUGAAAUUGAUGAUCAUGUAGGGCAUCAAAAAUAUUCAGAGUUUACAUGUAAUUCGGCCAUUCACUGUUUCCAGUGUGCCCUGCCAUAGGCACAGCCCAUUUGAUGUUUAAGAAGUCAUGAUGUUAAGUGGUGACUGAAAGACUUGCUAAUGCUAAUUGUUAUCAGUUGUAAACCA